AAAAAAAGGCAAAUCCCUAAGUGAAAUUAAAUCACUAACCCAAUGUCAAAGCAAAUACUUGUCUACACAUUACUUGUAUUAAUUGCCAGUGAAACUUCAAACAUCUACAGAUUUGCCAAUGGAUUACAACGUAGAAUCCAAGUAACCGACGAUCUAGACGACGUGGUUGACAAUGAAGAAGACGAAGCUUGGAAAGAAUGGGGAAAGAAGAAAUCGAAAAACUCCGAUUUCGAUCUGCCAAAAAUGGAUUUCAGUAAAAUGAGUCCAUCGGAAAUUCAAGCGGAAAUGAUGAAGGGGCAAUCGGGUCCUGUUUUCGGGUUUGUUAAGCUCCGACUUGGAACUCCUCGCACUCCGGAAAAAGUUUCAGAAAUAGCCAUGAGAUGGUCCAAAAUAGCAAGAACUGGAGCAAUUGAGGCAAAGUUCAUGGGUGUCGAUGUGAGCACGAUCAUGUUCACUAUGGAGAAAGGUCAAGACUCUAUAGAGUUGAAAGAGUUUUUGUUGGAACAACCAGAAGCAUAUGAGAUUAAACUAGGUGACCAACUUUUUCGAAGACCAGGAGAUCCUCCUUUCGAAGAAGCUUUUGAGAAGAUGCAGAGUGAGAAAAGCAAAGCCGAUCGUGCCAGCUCAAAAAAGAAGAAUAGGCAUAAUGAGUUGUAAUCACCAGAAAAAACACCAUCUUUACAGCUAAUUUUGAUCACUUAUAUUCUAACAUGUAUUAUCAGAAGGGCAGGUGUACACGGCUGGCAUCUUACAUAUUCUUUUCUCUAUACAUUUGAAACUGUGAGCUUAAAAGCUCUGUCCAAAUAAUCAGUGAAUUCUUCUGACUUUCGAUCAA
This is a messenger RNA of Lycium ferocissimum, 835 nucleotides long. RefSeq lists its product as uncharacterized. The transcript has 3 exons. Gene Ontology annotation, biological process: protein folding. NCBI's taxonomy places the organism in Eukaryota, Viridiplantae, Streptophyta, Magnoliopsida, Solanales, Solanaceae. The coding region runs from base 43 to 657 and encodes 204 amino acids. The record is from RefSeq and is a predicted model, not a curated record.